This is a messenger RNA of Cryptomeria japonica (Japanese cedar), 2913 nucleotides long. RefSeq lists its product as uncharacterized. The coding region runs from base 1 to 2913 and encodes 970 amino acids. NCBI's taxonomy places the organism in Eukaryota, Viridiplantae, Streptophyta, Pinopsida, Cupressales, Cupressaceae. Gene Ontology annotation, molecular function: nucleic acid binding; RNA-DNA hybrid ribonuclease activity. The transcript has 4 exons. The record is from RefSeq and is a predicted model, not a curated record.
AUGGUCGGGCAUCUUUCAAUAGGCGGAUGGAAGAGCCGGGGGUUUGGGCAUUCUCUGGAAGCCCUCUUCGGUGGACAUAUCCAAGAUGUCAGAAGGAAAACAAUGGAUAUCUUGUCAGGUGCAUUGCAGGUUGAGCCAGAUGGAAUUGGAGCUAUGGAAUAUUUACGGCUCCAAUCAAUCCCGGGAAAAAACAUUGCUAUGGGUGGAGGUUGCUCAAGCUGCGGCGGUCAAUGGGAACAAGAAAUUAAUAAUUGGUGGAGAUUUCAAUUACAGUUGGAGAUAGGCGAGCAAACCCAAGGAGGAAGCGGUUACUUUAAAUUCCAGAUCAUGUGGUGGCAGGACUCAACCAUCCUAAAUAAUCUGGAAAAAUGGUGGAACCAAUGCAAUCACAUAAAAGGUACACCUAGUUUAUGUUUCAUUAAAAAUCUGGCAUAUAUUAAGAAUCAACUCAAAACAUGGAAUAAAGAAAGCUUCAAAAACAUCUUCUCUGAGAAAGAAAGAAUUGAAAAUGAACUGGAAGCAUUGAAUUCGAAAGUUAUGACUGAAGGAAUGGAUCAAAUUGAUUUUAAUCGAGAAAAAGAUUUGACUAAUAAGUUGUCAGAGAUCUUAAUCAGAGAAGAAAUCUAUUGGAAAGAUAAGGCUAGGGAAUUGUGGAUCGGGGAGGGGGAUAUGAAUACCAAAUUCUUUCAUGCCUCUGUAAAGACUAGAAGAGCUAAAAAUCAAAUUAACGAAAUUCUCUUAGAAGAUGGAAGUUGGCUCAAGGAUAGAGACAGUAUUGGAUCGGCGGCGGAAGCUUAUUUCAAGAAAAUCUUGAAUGCCGAAGAAGAAAAGGUGGAUCUAAGCUUGGCCAUGUUACUUGAUGCGGUUCUAAAGUUGGUAAACAAAGAGGAUAAUCAAAUGCUGAUGCAGCCAUUCUCAGAGGAAGAGAUUAGGAGUGCAGUUUUGGGGCUUCAUCCAGACAAAGCUCCAGGUCUAGAUGGAAUGCCAGCAAUAUUCUACCAAAAAUGUUGGGGAUUUGUGAAGAGCGAUCUUAUGAAGGUGGUGGAGCAAGUAAGGAUCAAAGGAAAAUUUGUUAGAGAAAUCAACAAUACGGUAUUGGUGGCUAUUCCUAAGAAACCCAACCCUUCCACUUUCGAUGACCUUCGGCCAAUUGCACUAUGCAACACAAUAUAUAAAAUCAUCACUAAGGCGUUAGCCAAUAGGCUAAAGAAAGUGCUGCCAAACAUAAUCUCUCUUGAACAGAAUGGAUUCACUCCAGGGCGUGAAAUUAUAGAUAGCAUCAUUCUUACAACUAAGACAAUGCACUCUAUUACCACUGUCAGACUUAAAGCAAUGGUCAUUAAACUUGACAUAUCAAAAGCUUACGAUAAGACAAGAAUCUCAAAACUAUUUGGGUGGAAAAUCGGGUUGCUACCGGCGAAAUACCUUGGUGUACCUCUUUUCUCUGGAAACACCAAAGUUGAGGUGUGGAAAGAACUGAUCAUCAGAUGCAGACAAAAGACAGAAGCCUGGAGGCACAAAUGGUUGGCCCUUCCGGGAAGAAUCCAGUUAAUUAAAUCAGUUUUAACUGCCAUGCCCAUAUAUGCCAUGUCUGUCUUCAAGCUACCACUCAAAGUUGUUCAGGCUUUGGAAAGUUUUUUCAAGAAAUUCCUUUGGGAAGGUGCAAAACAAAUUAAGAAAAUUCCUCUUAUUAGCUGGGAUAUAGCAUGCAGUCCAAAAGAUGAGGGUGGAGCGGGCCUUAGAAGCCUGCAAUUGCAGAAUUGGGCUUUAGGGCGGAAUUGGAUUGGAGAAGCAAUAGGCAAAUACGGGGAACAUGUGGCUGACUAUAUAAGGGAGCAUCCUCCUGGGAGUGGAAGGCACGAAUGGAUUAAGUUUCGGGUGAACGGUAUGGAGGAUGCAGAUAUCAAUAGAUUAACUGAAACACUUAAAAGUAGGAAGAUUGUUAUCAGAGACAUGGAGGACAAAAUCAUUAUGUGUGCGGCACAAUCUAGACAAUACUCGGUAAAGCUGGGAUAUCAGGUCCAAAGGUCGGUACGGGAAAAAUGUGAUUGGCCCACAUCCCUAUGUUGGGAUAAGAUGGUUGCACCAAGAGCAGGUGCCUUUUUAUGGGCAGUCAUGCACGAAAGAAUACUUACUGGAGAACGUCUAAAGAUGUACGGUAUCUGUGGACCAAGUAUAUGUGUAAUGUGUAAAAGUAAUGAGGAGACAAUCAACCACCUGCUGAUGGAAUGUCCUUUUGCAAGGCAAUGUUGGAAUUGGUUAUGUCAAAGCUUGAGAUGGGUUUCCACCCCUGCAUCUACCCUGAAGAACUGGAUUAAAAGUUGGCCUAUACUGAAUCAAAAAUCGCUAUGGGGGUCAUUAUGGCUAAUCGCUCCUUCUAUGCUCUUAUGGCAAAUAUGGAAGGAACGUAAUUGUAGAAUAUUUGAAGGGAAAGAAAAUUCUUUGGAAAAGUUUCUCGAAAAGAUUAAAACUAAUAUCAGUGAAGUGGCCAACCUUAAGUCUCAUUGCAGGAGGAUAGAGUAUAUAUCGGAUUGGGACAAGAAAAAUCAGAUGGAAUGGGGAAAUUUGCAUCCUCUAAAUAUCAAUGUAGUAUCAAAACAGGCAAAAUGGUCAAAUGCAAAAUGGGAGCCUCCCAAGGCAGGAUGGAUAAAGCUCAACUUCGAUGGGGCUGCCAAAGGUAACCCAGGUGCCGCUGGAUAUGGUAGCAUCAUAAGGGAUGAAAAGGGGACUAUUUUGGGCAGUAUAUCAGGCAGCUUAGGAACAGCUUCCAAUAAUGAGGCAGAAGCAAUGGCUCUGGUUAGAGGUCUUAAAUACUGCUCAGAAAAAAAUUACCAGUAUGUGGAAGUAGAAGGAGACUCUCAAAUCUUAGUCAAUGCCAUAAAAAAUGGAGCUACUCCUAGCUGGAAGCUUUAG